Sitophilus oryzae (rice weevil) is the source of this 867-nucleotide messenger RNA. RefSeq names its product craniofacial development protein 2-like. Bases 1 to 867 code for a protein of 288 amino acids. The record is from RefSeq and is a predicted model, not a curated record. The transcript is spliced from 2 exons. Gene Ontology annotation, molecular function: catalytic activity. NCBI's taxonomy places the organism in Eukaryota, Metazoa, Arthropoda, Insecta, Coleoptera, Curculionidae. Gene Ontology annotation, biological process: chromatin remodeling. Gene Ontology annotation, cellular component: nucleus.
AUGUAUGUGGCUGGAAAACUUCACAACAUAAGACAGGAAAUGAACAGACUGGAUAUAAAUAUACUGGGAAUAAGCGAGACAAGAUGGCCGAAUAGUGGACAAAUAAAGGUUGACGACUCAACACUGUAUUACUCCGGAAACGACAGCGCUAGCCACCCGAACGGCGUUGGAGUUCUUUUGGACGCGAGAACUGGUCCUUCGGUCCUUAACUUUAUUCCUAUGUCCGACAGGGCUAUGAUGAUACAACUUAAAGUCACACCAAAGAAUUUAAAUAUUCUCCAGGUCAGAAAAAAUGAAAUUACCUUUAUAUUAGGAGAUUUUAACGCCAAAGUUGGCAAAGGGAAAAGCGAGGAUGUCGUUGGCGACUAUGGAACAGGCGAAAGAAAGGAAAGAGGCGACACCUUAAUCCAAUUCUGUCAGGAAGAGAACUUCUUUAUCUGCAAUACGUGGUUUAAACUACCUGCAAGGCGGCUCUAUACGUGGAAAUCGCCACAAGAUUCAAAGCAAAACCCAAUACGUAACCAAAUUGAUUAUAUAUUAGCUCCAAAACGAUACAGAAAUGGAGUACUUAGUGCAAAGACUUACCCAGGAGCGGAUGUUGGGUCAGAUCAUAAUCCCGUUGUGGCACGAAUCCGAAUGAGGCUCAAAAAAAUUGUUCGGAAGUUCACUAAAAAACCCAACAUGAGUUUACUGAGAAGUGAGGCACAACGACAAGACGUGUCCAACAAACUCAACGAGCAACUAGGAAAGAUCCAACAGCCAAAUGCCUCUCAAACCCCUGGACUGGAAGACCACAAUAACAUAGAGAACAUCUGGAAGAAAAUUAAAGAAGCGCUGCAGGAAACAAGAACAACUAACAACAAAUAA